CACACAAUUUCUCCAGAAACUUCAAAAUAGUUUCAUACAUCAAAUUUACAUCUCCCAUUCUACCGUUACUCCUACCCCCAACUCUCAUCACAUAAAUCUUCUUCUCCGUGAUCCAUAAACAUUUAUUGUCAAUAUCUCAUCUUCUAUUUCCCUCAACCCAUAAACCCAAUCAUCACUGACGGUCUCCACGGCGGGGAUAUGAAUCUGUCGCUGAAAGUUUCAGAUGGGAAGACAGCAUGCAAUGGCUGCAGUUGAUUUUAGAAGACAAAAUCGAUUCUUGUAAAGAAAACCAAACAUACUCCAAGAAGAUAAGAAUCGUGUUAACUGGUGAAAACAAGAGUUUGCUGUGUGGAAAUGCGAGUUUGCCAUGGUUCGCUCGGUACUCUGUUUUUGACGAAUUCUGCUGCGAAUUUAGGGGAACCAAUUCGUGAAAGAACUGCGAACCGGUUCGCGCGAACCAAUUCGCGGUUCCCCAUCAGAUGCACGAAUUAUGUGACUAUGGAAUAAUCAGAACCACCACCCUUCUCCAAUUUCACCUCCUUCAAUUCAUUGAUUACCGUCAUCAUCCAAAACCACCAUAACUCAUCAACAAACACAAACAUAAACAAUAACAACUGAAUAAGAAGGGGAUAGAAGGAAACAAAUGGAAAAAUUAGAUCGAAGAAAGAAGAAGGAGAAGCGAAGAACCACCGCCGCCGUCGAGAAUCCGGCCAACCACUGCUGCCGCCGCUUCUCUAUUUCUCUCUCACGCCGUUGGUUGGCCGGAUUACACUCGUGCCGCUUCUCUAACUCUUACCGGCACUCUUUUUCCCAACUGCUCCGGUUUACACUUGUUACAGAGGUUGAUAGCGUUUGGAACAAGACAUGGCAGGAACUACAUCAGCGGUUCUUCUUUAUCAUCAUCCUCCUCUUCACAAAAAAAGGUUUCACACAUUCUGCUUAUACUUUUGGCAAUGAAGCUGCCAUUAACAAAUGCCCCAUUGAUGGAAAUUUGGUACCGACAGGUGCUCUUGUUACAUUUGUUCAAAAGGGACUGCAGUACUUUGAGAUGGAAGCCAACUUGAAUAAUUGUGAUGCAGAAGUGGAUGAAGAUUUUUCAUUCUUACAACCUUUGGAUCUUAUCACAAAAGAUGUGCAUGAACUUAGGCAAAUGGUUAGUGAAAAAAGGAAAAAACUACCGAAGGAGAGAAAUAAAGAAUUAGAAAAGGAGCAUGAAGCUGAACGUGGACGGGCAAGAGAAAAGGAAAGACAUCAAAGGGAGAAAGAAGUUGAAAAGGAUAGAGAGAAGGAGAGGGUAAAAAUUGCAAAGGAGCGCGAACAUGUUAAUAAGACUGACAGAGAAGUGGUCAGAGAUCAAGACAAGGUUGCUGCAAAGCAUACUGACAGAGAAGUGAUCAGAGAUCAAGACAAGGUUACUGCAAAGCAUACUGACAGAGAAGUGAUCAGAGAUCAAGACAAGGUUACUGCAAAGCAUACAGACAGAGAAGUGGUCAGAGAUCAAGACAAGGUUACUGCAAAGCAUACAGACAGAGAAGUGGUCAGAGAUCAAGACAAGGUUACUGUAAAGCAUGAAGUGAAUGGAACUGUUGGAGUAGGACCAGAACCAAUGGAGAUAUGUACGACAUCAACAUCUCAGCCACGUCAAAUUCCUAGUUCAGAUGUGACAAUAUUGGAAGGGCAUACUUCAGAGGUGUGUGCUUGUGCUUGGUGUCCUUCAGGAUCUCUUCUUGCAUCGGGGUCUGGGGAUUCGACAGCUCGUAUUUGGGCCAUACCAGAAGGAAGAAGUAAGCCUGGUUCACAGAGUGUCCUUCCGGAUGCGUUAGUGUUGAAGCAUGUCAGGGGUAAAACAAAUGAAAAGAGUAAAGAUGUCACUACACUUGAUUGGAACGGGGAGGGGACACUUCUUGCAACUGGUUCAUAUGAUGGGCAAGCAAGAAUUUGGACAACUAAUGGUGAACUGAAGAGUACAUUAAGCAAACACAAGGGACCAAUAUUCUCUCUGAAGUGGAAUAAGAGAGGCGAUUAUAUCUUGACUGGAAGUUGUGAUCAAACUGCGAUUGUUUGGGAUGUGAAGGCAGAGGAAUGGAAACAACAAUUUGAAUUUCAUUCAGGUCCAACACUUGAUGUUGACUGGCGCAGCAAUACGUCUUUUGCCUCAAGUUCCACUGACAAUAUGAUAUAUGUCUGCAAGAUUGGUGAAACCCGUCCUGUACAAACUUUUGCCGGACACCAGGGGGAAGUUAACUGUGUCAAAUGGGAUCCCACAGGCACAUUGCUGGCGUCCUGUUCUGAUGAUAUCACAGCAAAGAUAUGGAGUUUGAAGCAGGAAAAGUAUCUUCAUGAUUUAAAGGAGCAUUCCAAGGAGAUAUAUACCAUCAGAUGGAGCCCCACUGGUCCGGGUACAAAUAAUCCUAACAAAAAAUUGGUAUUAGCUAGUGCCUCAUUUGACUCGACUGUAAAACUAUGGGAUGUCGAACUUGGGAAACUCAUCUACAGCUUGAGUGGACACAGGCAUCCCGUAUACUCUGUUGCAUUCAGUCCCAAUGGUGAGUAUAUAGCCAGUGGGUCUCUUGACAAAUCCUUGCACAUAUGGUCGUUGAAGGAAGGCAAGAUUGUCCGAACAUAUGCAGGCAGUGGAGGCAUUUUCGAGGUCUGUUGGAAUAAGGAGGGUGACAAGAUUGCUGCAUGUUUUGCCAAUAAUACGGUUUGUGUUUUGGAUUUCAGAAUGUGAUCCUGAGAAACACCAUGCAUGUUCUCCUGUGGCUGGUACAUUGGAUUCUUUCUUUUCCUUCCUUUAGCUUAGAUUGGUGGAAGUGUAUUUUGGUGGAUAGGUUUACCAUUUUAAUUUGUAGGCAUAACUUGUUGUUCUUGGAUUCUGUUGUAAUUUGUUAGAAGAAAGUAAUUUGUAGGAGUGCAUAUUUUUAAAGAGCAAAAAUGUACAGAUUUAGUCGGACAAUAUCCUGUAUAAUUAUCGCUUGACUUCAGUAUUGUGUAUGUAGUUGCCUUUUCCUGCA
This is a messenger RNA of Trifolium pratense (red clover), 3014 nucleotides long. RefSeq names its product WD40 repeat-containing protein HOS15-like. The transcript is spliced from 15 exons. NCBI's taxonomy places the organism in Eukaryota, Viridiplantae, Streptophyta, Magnoliopsida, Fabales, Fabaceae. Gene Ontology annotation, cellular component: histone deacetylase complex. Gene Ontology annotation, molecular function: transcription corepressor activity; protein binding. The record is from RefSeq and is a predicted model, not a curated record. The coding region runs from base 644 to 2731 and encodes 695 amino acids. Gene Ontology annotation, biological process: regulation of transcription by RNA polymerase II.